CUAACUUCGCAUAGGUUUAGAUUUCUGAUAAUUAUUAUUACUAGUUAUUGAUUUUUUAUAGUAUGGUGGAAUUCACGUUGAUGUACAAAUUACUGAAGGUGCUGUUUAUAUUACAUUUGCUAAAUAUGAACCAGGAAUGGCAAUGGCUCUCAUUAUCAAUAACACCAGGAAUACAUUAAAUAUUUGGGAAAAAGAUACUGUUCAAUUACUUAAAUUAGAUCCUGGCCAUCAAAUGCUUUAUUCAUGGUCAAAUCCGUCAAAAGCACGGGUUAUAUGUUGGGAAGCUGGCUAUAAAAGUGAAAUCGAAGACGAUUUAAGAAAAGAUGGAUAUGGUGAUUAUGAAAUAGCUGAAAAUAACCAUGUAUAUUGGUCCUCUUUUCUUGAUGGAUUACAACGUACUCUUUUAUUCACCUGUAAUCCAAAGGUAGCUAGAAACGCACGGUGUUCGCAAAUUUUUGCAAACAUCGAUGAAGAAGUAACGAUUUCAAUUUUCGGACUUGGCCUUUCCAUAGUAAACAAUCAGUUAAAAAAAGAAAUAAUGUACGUUGCUAUCGCUGGUAGUGGGGUUAUUUGGGAAACUUGCAAACAUGGUUCGUAUAAUUAUAAACAUAUGAGAUCUAAAGAAAGCGCCGCAAUUGAGUCAUCUUAUAAACAAUAUAUGUGUAUGAAAAGCAUUGAGCCGAUACAUGGAAAGGUGGUCAUCGAUUCAAAAACUGAAGUGAACUUUGAAACUCUUAUCAUGUUAAAACCACAUAUAAGAAAAAUUCGAAGAACAUUUAUGAAUGGACUGUGGAUUCAAAUAACAACAAAUCCCUAUAUGUUACAACUUCACGCUAAAAUUAAUAAGGUUCAGAUUGAUAAUCAAUCUUAUGAUUGUAUAUUUCCGGUUGUGUUAGCUCCUGUGUCAUUACCUAAAAGUGUUGCUGGAGCAGAUAUACACAAACCAUUCGCUGAAUUAAGUAUAGUAGAAAUGUUGGUCAAACAUAGCCAGAUAAAACAAUUUAAAUAUUUUAAAUUGCUUAUACAAGAGUUUCACAUUAAUUUGGAACUUGGGUUUGUUAUGGCUCUCGUAGAAGUGUUUCAAACAUCUAAAGAUACUUUAGAAAAACAGAAAGCUUGUUUUUUACGUGACGCCGACUUAUUAAAUAAACCUUUAGACCAACAUGUAUCCCAACAAACUCUACAAGAACAAAAAAGUUUUUACGAUUUAUUACAUUUUUCACCAUUGAAAAUCCAUGUGAGCUUCUCAUUGGGUAGUAGCGGACUUGAUAUGGCACCAAAUGUUGUUACUGUUUUGUUACAAUCUCUUGGUGUUACUUUGACCGAUAUGCAAGACGUUAUGUUUAAAAUUGCUUAUUUUGAAAGAGAAUGUAUAUUUUUGACUCAAAAGCAAUUAUUUACUGAAGCUGCUUAUCAUUACAUCGGACAGGCUGUGAAACAGCUUUAUGCAUUUGUACUAGGGUUAGAUGUUCUUGGAAAUCCUUAUGGUUUAGUGCUUGGAAUUACCAAAGGUGUUGAAGAUUUAUUUUAUGAACCAUUCCAAGGAGCUAUUCAAGGUCCUGGGGAAUUUGUUGAAGGUCUCGCCCUCGGGGUGCGAAGUCUUGUUGGUUAUACAGUCGGCGGGGCAGCUGGUGCUGUAUCUCGAAUAACCGGUGCUAUGGGUAAAGGAGUUGCUGUGUUAACAUUUGACAAAGAAUUCCAACGUAAGCGAAGAUCUACUCUCGCUAGAAAAGCAACUGUCUCUGAAGGAUUUGCAAGAUCUGGAAAAGGACUAUUCAUGGGGUUAUAUCAUGGUGUAACUGGUAUUGUCAGAAAACCGAUAUCCGGUGCUAGAGAACAAGGAAUUAGUGGAUUCUUUAGAGGGCUAGGAAAAGGAGCAGUGGGUUUGCUUGCUCGGCCAACAUCUGGGUUUAUCGAUUUUGCAAGUGGUUCUUUGAAUACAGUUAAACAAGUAACCGACUUAAGAGCUCAAGAAGUUAAUCGAAUACGACCGAGUCGUUACAUUUAUUUUGACGGUUUAAUCAGACCUUAUAACGAAUUAGAAGCGAUAGGAUACAAGAUUUUUAUUGAAUUGGAAAAGGGAAAAUUUGCAUUAACGGAUGUAUAUCUUCACCACUUUUCCAUUGUUGGUAAAAAAGAAAUAUUAAUGCUUACCAAUCAAAGAUUAUUGUAUAGUUACCGUAACGAUUUGUUUGGAACUUGGCAAACAAAUUGGUCUUAUACAUGGGAUGAAAUCAGUAUGCCACCAAAGGUAGUACCAAAAGGUGUUUUGGUGAUGUCGGCAGAUCAAAAGAAGAAAAAGGCUCUAUAUGGUGGUGCAGAUUACGGUAGAACAAUAAUAAUUCGUGAUCCUAACUUUGCGGAGAAAAUCUGUUUAACAAUAAUUGAAGUGUACAACACACAUUGUUCCUAAAAGUAAUUAGUGUGAAUCAUAUUUUCUAAACAUAUCUGAUUUUAUACUUACCACGGUUUUUGUCGAAACUAAAACUUAUUUUAUUUUAAUAAACAUUUAAUAUCCAAAAAUUAUUGUUGGC
Molecule: messenger RNA, 2534 nt
Organism: Onthophagus taurus
Lineage: Eukaryota; Metazoa; Arthropoda; Insecta; Coleoptera; Scarabaeidae
Source: RefSeq, a predicted model, not a curated record